This is a messenger RNA of Lichtheimia ornata, 705 nucleotides long. RefSeq lists its product as uncharacterized. The record is from RefSeq and is a predicted model, not a curated record. The coding region runs from base 1 to 705 and encodes 234 amino acids. The transcript is spliced from 6 exons. Gene Ontology annotation, biological process: protein K63-linked deubiquitination; positive regulation of DNA repair; double-strand break repair. Gene Ontology annotation, cellular component: BRCA1-A complex; nuclear body; BRISC complex. Lineage: Eukaryota; Fungi; Mucoromycota; Mucoromycetes; Mucorales; Lichtheimiaceae.
AUGAAACCACCCAUAACAAGGAGAAUUAUCUUUUGCAUUGACGUUACAGAUGAAAUGAACGAGACGAUGGGGCCCUCGAUUGACGGCAGUAUCGAGCAAACGCUUUUAUUGACAACCUCUCGAUUGGAAACGGUGCAAUUCCUUGUGAAACGUUACGUUGCAAUGAACAGCAUGAUCAGCCCGCAAGACAGCUAUGGCAUCAUUCUUUUGGCUGAAGAAGCUACCUGGUACAUGGAUUUUACAAAGGAUAUCGGGUUGAUCAGUUCAGCUGUGGAUGUACUACAAACGACCUCGCGAGGAAAUAAGCAAUUUGACGCUGAUUCGUUAUUCAACGUGAUUGAAAACCAUACCGAUUUGGUGAAUCCAGAUAUCUAUACCCAAGUGCUUGUAUUCUAUGGACGUACGGAGAAUGUGCCAUUGUGCCGUACCAACAUUGCCAAGAGUAUAUGUGGCUAUCCUCAAUUUGUACUCGAUGUCUUAUUUAUUCAUGGUCCUGUAUCUGGUCGCGAAGAAAACUGUCAGAGAGUGUAUGACUUCUGGAUUGAAACAUCGAAACGAGGGUGGUUCUUUGAGUUUGCUCGGUUGGGACGUAGUGCGUUAACAAAGACCAUGGCACAAUUGACGGCUCAUCCACUUCAACGAGGAGAUCAAGAUAAGAUUGCUGAACCUUUACAUGAGACCAUUUAUCUGGUGGAUGAUGAAUAA